This is a messenger RNA of Mesitornis unicolor (brown roatelo), 1347 nucleotides long. RefSeq names its product ran-binding protein 17-like. Gene Ontology annotation, biological process: protein export from nucleus. Gene Ontology annotation, cellular component: nuclear pore; cytoplasm. The transcript has 12 exons. The annotation marks the transcript as partial. Lineage: Eukaryota; Metazoa; Chordata; Aves; Mesitornithiformes; Mesitornithidae. The record is from RefSeq and is a predicted model, not a curated record. Gene Ontology annotation, molecular function: nuclear export signal receptor activity.
AUGGCACCAGGCUUUCACCAGUGGGCAAGCGGGCUGCCUGCUGCUCCCAGACCGCAGCGAGACUUCGCUCGAUCACGUCGUGUGGAAGAAUUAUAUAUAACCCGUGGUAUUUGGGUGUAUGCCCGGAUGUCGGAAGUCUUAGGAAUAACAGAUGACAGCCAUGUUCUGGAGACAUUCACGACAAAAAUUGUUACCAAUCUUAAAUACCGGGGACGAUGUGAGCCCGUGAUUUCAAGAACUCUUCAGUUUCUAAAUGACCUUUCUGUCGGUUACAGUCUCCUGAAAAGGCUUGUGAAAAUGGAGGCUGUGAAAUUCAUGCUUCAGAAUCACACAAGUAAGCACUUCCCUUUUCUGGGCAUCGGUGAUAAUUACAGCCUCAGUGAUCUUAGGUGCCGGACAGUGUUCUACACCGCUCUCACUCGUCUUCUCAUGGUAGAUUUAGGUGAAGACGAGGAUGAGUUUGAGAAUUUCAUGCUCCCCCUCACAGUUUCAUUUGAAAAUGUGACUCAGAUAUUCAACAGUAGUUUUGACCAAGAAGAAGCAAAGCGUAUGUUGAUCGGGCUGGCAAGGGAUCUUCGCGGGAUUGCCUUUGCGCUGAACACAAAGACCAGCUACACCAUGCUGUUUGACUGGAUAUACCCUGCAUACAUUUCUGUUCUGCAAAGAGCUAUUGAACUGUGGUACCGGGAACCUGCGUGUACAACCCCUAUCUUGAAGCUGAUGGCAGAAUUUAUGCAAAACAGAUCACAACGCUUAAAUUUUGAUGUAUCAUCUCCAAAUGGAAUUCUUCUCUUCAGAGAAGCUAGUAAAAUGAUUUGUACAUACAGUAAUCAGAUCCUCUCUCUUGGGACUUUGUCAAAAGAUCAGGUUUAUCCGUUGAAACUCAAAGGCAUUUCCAUCUGUUACUCUGCACUCAAAUCUGCCUUAUGUGGAAAUUAUGUCAGCUUUGGCGUCUUCAAGUUGUACGGGGACAACCACUUUGACAAUGUACUUCAGGCCUUUGUCAAAAUGCUGCUUUCAGUAUCCCACAGUGACUUGCUACAAUAUCGAAAACUAAGCCAGUCUUAUUACCCACUUUUGGAGUGUCUGACCCAAGAUCAUAUGAGUUUCAUUACCAGUUUAGAACCUCACAUCCUAAUCUAUAUUCUUACCUCGAUAUCUGAAGGACUUACUGCAGUAGAUACAAUUGUCUCCUCCAGCUGUUGUGCUAGUUUAGACUACGUUGUCACCUACCUCUUCAAGCACCUCGCUAAAGAAGGCAAGAAGACUCUAAGAUGUAGAGACAUUUCACAGGAUGGACAGAGAUUACUUCAUUUCAUGCAGCAAAACCCAGAAGUUCUACAGCAG